UCCCCCGGUCUCUCCCUCCCUCUGCUGCUGUGUCAGUUUUCAUUCUGCCCGGUAGGUGGGACUUGAUGCUCAGGACACGGGCUGCUCCCUCUCCCCCGUCCCUCCUUCUCACAUCAUCCCCGCAAAGUCCCGGGGCUGCGCGUCAGCGGAACCCGCAAACCGCACCAUGCCGUGCUAGACGCCGACACGCGCCGGGGAUUCUCCUUCUUCACCCGCCUUCUCCUGCUCUGUCGGACUAUUUCCUUUUUCUUCUUUUUUCCUUUUCCUUUUUUACUUUUCUGCCUCUGACACGCUGGGAGAAAGCGUCGUUCUCUCCAAUUUAACAUACAUACCUCUACACUCAUUGACCACCGAACACACACACACACACACACACACACACACAGACACACACACCCCGUACAUACAUCCACAGACAUCUUUGCGAUAAUUUUGCCACCGCACGAGGACGCCGACCCUCUGCUGGCUCGGGAGUCAUGGAUCUAUCUCCUUUUCCAUCCCGAAUUCGCUGGUGGAGGGUAUUGUUCCUUCUGAGCAUCUUCCAGGACUAUCUGAGCUCCAUGCUGGACUGUCCACCGACCUGCACUUGUUCCCCGACAGAGAUCUACUGCAAUAAGUCCGACCAGGGGAAAUUCUUUCCUUUGCUCGCCCUACAAGACACUGGGAACAAUGGGAAUAACAGCAACAGUAUUCCCGACCUAUUCAAGAACAUCACCUCCAUACAUAUAGAAAACUGGACAGGACUGCAGACCCUGAAAGAUGUGGACAUGGAGCUGUAUACUGGACUUCAGAGGCUGACUAUUAUGAACUGCAACCUCCGUGUGAUCCAACCGCGCGCAUUUGCCCAGAACCCCCACCUGCGCUACAUAAACUUGUCCAAGAACCCCCUGACUACACUUUCAUGGCAGCUUUUCCAGAAUCUUCAGCUUGUUGAGCUGAGGCUGGAAGGAGUGGUAUUUGAGUGUGGUUGUGGUAUUCGCUGGAUUCAGCUGUGGCAGCACAGAGGGGAGGCCACCCUUCACACCCAGCACCUCUUCUGCAACAAUGGCAUGUCGAAAAUCCCCCUGAAAAGCAUGAACAUAUCCCACUGCGACUUGCCAGAAAUCAGUGUGACACACAGCAACCUGAUGGUGAUCGAGGGAGACAAUGUCACUGUCACCUGUAAUGGCUCAGGAGCGCCCCUCCCUGAGGUGGACUGGACCGUUAAUAGCCUUCACUCCAUCAACACCCAUCAAUCUAAUGUGUACUGGCCCAACGUCCACUCCAUCAACCUGACCCUGGUCAACACAAGUCGGGAUGACAACGGCUUCAUACUGACAUGUAUAGCAGAGAACAUGGUUGGGAUGACCAACGCCUCUAUCCAGCUAAUCGUGCAGUUUCCUCCAGUCAUUCUAACUCUGGAAGAGCCCGAACGCCGCCAUGAUACCUGCAUCGAGUUUACAGUACGUGGCUACCCUCAUCCCACCCUCAGGUGGUUUUACGGAGACAGGGAGAUCCCACACACAGAGUCCAUCCGCACUGAGAUGGAGAUCUACCAGGACUACCUGGAGGGCUGCUUGAUGUUCAAGAACCCCACGCACCACAACAAUGGAAACUAUACGCUGGAGGCCAGCAACUUCCUUGGCACUGCCACCAAGACAGUGUUUGGACACUUCCUGGAAGCUCCACCCUUCCCGGAUAUCGAUUAUGACUAUGAGACCGCAGCACCAACACCAAGUGGUACACCAAGGCCCGAGGACACAUUUGGGGUGACCAUUGCAGUUGGGCUGGCUGGGUUUGCCUGCGUUCUCCUUGUCGUUCUAUUUAUUCUGAUUAACAAGUAUGGCAGGCGCUCCAAGUUUGGAAUGAAGGGACCAGUAGCUGUAAUAAGCGGGGAGGAGGACUCCGCAAGUCCUCUUCACCAUGUCAAUCAUGGCAUCAUCAGCCCCUGCUCCCUGGAUGCGGCACCGGAUGCUGUGGUUAUCGGAAUGACUCGAAUUCCUGUCAUUGAGAAUCCGCAGUACUUCCGGCAUGGGCAUAACUGCAACAAACCCACCACGUACGUGCAGCACAUAAAGCGCAGAGACAUCGUUUUGAAGAGGGAGCUGGGGGAGGGAGCCUUUGGGAAAGUAUUCCUGGCAGAGUGCUACAACCUCAGCCCCACCAAGGAGAAGAUUCUGGUUGCCGUCAAGACCCUGAAGGAUCCCACUCUGGCUGCAAGGAAGGACUUCCAGAGGGAGGCAGAGCUGCUGACCAAUCUGCAGCACGAGCACAUUGUCCGGUUCUACGGCGUAUGUGUGGACGGUGACCCGCUUAUCAUGGUCUUCGAGUACAUGAAGCAUGGCGACCUUAACAAGUUCCUCAGAGCUCACGGCCCGGACGCCAUGAUCCUGGUGGAUGGCCAGCCGAUGCAGUCAAGCGGGGAGCUGAGCCUAUCCCAGAUGCUGCAUGUUGCCACUCAGAUAGCAGCCGGCAUGGUGUACCUGGCUUCACAGCACUUCGUGCAUCGAGACCUGGCCACGCGCAACUGCCUUGUGGGCAAUGGCCUGCUGGUCAAGAUAGGUGACUUCGGCAUGUCCAGAGAUAUUUACAGCAUGGACUACUACCGGGUGGGGGGACACACAAUGUUACCCAUUCGCUGGAUGCCACCUGAGAGCAUCAUGUACCGCAAGUUCACUACAGAGAGUGAUGUGUGGAGCUUCGGCAUCAUCCUGUGGGAGAUCUUCACCUAUGGCAAGCAGCCAUGGUUUCAGCUGUCUAACAACGAGGUCAUUGAAUGCAUCACGCAAGGCCGAGUCCUGGAAAGGCCUCGCAUUUGUCCCAAGGAGGUAUAUGACAUAAUGCUGGGCUGCUGGCAGAGAGAACCACACCAGCGGCUCAGCAUCAAGGACAUCCAGAAGAUCCUCUAUGCCUUGGGCAAAACCGCUCCAGUCUACCUUGAUAUUCUAGGGUAGCAGUGGACAGGGACCAACUGCUUGUCUGUCUCCACUAGACAGAUAAACACAACCCAGGAAGAAAAAAGAAUCAAAUUUAAAAGAAAAAAAACCCCAAAAAAACAAACAAACAAACAAACCAAACAACGUGUACCUUACUGUUCCACUGUCAAACACCUUUGGGAUAGGGAUGGACUUAAGUGCCUGCUACACCUUUCGAUACACUGGAUUUAAAAAAAGCACUUUUACAUUUUGUUUGCUAUAAAUGUACAGAGAUACCCUCUAUGAAGAGCAUUUUUUUUUUUUUUUCUUAAAACCUUAAAAGGGAAUGGAGAACCCAACGCAAUUUACUACUGACCGAGAAUUCAAUCAUUUUUAAAUUAUUGUUUUAUUAUAUUUUUUCUUGAAGGUGGGGAUUUACGCCAUGUAUAUUCAUGAGGAUGACUUGUUUUUGGAGGAAACUUUUUUCACCAAGUCAGAAAGUCAGAUAUGGACUUCCUGAAGAAAGCCUUACUGCACUCCUGCUUGGUUGGAUCUUGUCUCAGAUUCUGUGGGAAGCAUUAAAGGGAUUUUCUAUUACAAAAAAAUAAACCAUGAGGAAACCCUAGGAAACAAGGACCACCAAUCAAUACAAAUAACAUAAUUUAAUAACUAUGUAUAUAAUGUAAAUUUCCAUAAGUGUCAAAAAGUUAUGUUAACUUAUUUUUCUUCCUGCUUAGAGUACUUUUGUUCCUUGGCGUGCUGUUACGGUGAGUUCAAUCUAUUAAUGUUUUCAAAAUACUCUUUAAAUUUUUUUUUCUUUUGACCAAGGUCAUAGAAUGUAUGCAGCCAUAUUUAUUUCAGUGUUGAUGCCCAAAUAUUUUCUCAGAUAUUUUCAGAUUUGCUGCCAAACCUUGAUUAGGACUUGAGAUAGAGACUUUCCGAGAACAUGGUUGUCUGAUAGUGAGCUUUUUAGGUUCUAAUUGAAUGUUUUGUCUAAUGCGUUGGGUGACCCUGGCAUUACGCUCUCACUGCCUCUUGUUGAUAAGCUUCCCACAGCAAAUGACAUGCUGUCUUUCCCGCUUUUUCACUUUUCAGACAUAAUUUACAUGUGCAUAACAUAGCAAAAUGAGUAAAAUGUGACGUAUUUUAUUUAAAGUAACAACGGAAAUUAUUCAAACUGGAGAAAUCUGCAAAUAUUUCUACUUCAUUUGCACAGAGAGGGAGUUUAUCUACAUUACAACAUUUAUGUUAGACUUGUGUUUUAGAGUAAGACUAAAAAGAUAAAAUGAAUAAUAUUUGAGCUCACCAGUGUAAAUAGUUUUUUAUGCAAAUUAACACCUAAAAUCACUAAUUUCAUGACAUGUUGUGGUAUAUAAGACAGCGUAUCAUACUUAGAGUUAAAGGAAGUAAGAAAUGAAGGCAAUAUGUGAAAUAGGCACAAAAUGUAUUUUCUAUCGUUCGUUUCAUUUUUCAUUUCUUUGAGGUAUAAGCUUUGUGCAGUAAUACAGAAUUAGGUAAAAGCAUUUCAUCUUGUCAGCUCUCCAAAUGCUUUAUGUUCAAAGACUUGGCAAACAAAAAUCAAUCAAUUUAUAUGGAUGAUGGAGCAUUCCAGUGGUAAAGAGGUGUUGCUAAUUAGCAUUGUGCUAUAAAGACUACAGUAUUCUAGAGCAUUUUGUCAAAGUGUUUUUAAUUUUGCUGGCUUAAUAAAUAAAGUUUCAUCUGAGUUCAGUAACAGUUCAACGAAAAAUCCACCUUUUUUGUUAAAAAGACAGAAAUUUAGUGUAGUGCAAAAUGAAUUUAUUUAUCAUAUGAAAGAAGCCAUAUGCAUAUGACACAGGUUGCAGCACUAAAAGUGUGAAUUUUAAAUAUUCAGGACAUAAAUGUGACUCUACAGAAACAUGCUAACCUAAGCAGCCUAU
Messenger RNA from Scleropages formosus (Asian bonytongue), 4813 nucleotides. It is a transcript of the gene ntrk3b, whose product is annotated as neurotrophic tyrosine kinase, receptor, type 3b. Bases 477 to 2933 code for a protein of 818 amino acids. The transcript has 17 exons. Gene Ontology annotation, biological process: protein phosphorylation; multicellular organism development; positive regulation of phosphatidylinositol 3-kinase/protein kinase B signal transduction. Gene Ontology annotation, cellular component: plasma membrane; axon; signaling receptor complex. Gene Ontology annotation, molecular function: ATP binding; transmembrane receptor protein tyrosine kinase activity; neurotrophin receptor activity. The record is from RefSeq and is a predicted model, not a curated record. Lineage: Eukaryota; Metazoa; Chordata; Actinopteri; Osteoglossiformes; Osteoglossidae.